Molecule: messenger RNA, 1953 nt
Organism: Exophiala dermatitidis NIH/UT8656
Lineage: Eukaryota; Fungi; Ascomycota; Eurotiomycetes; Chaetothyriales; Herpotrichiellaceae
Product: primary-amine oxidase
Exons: 11
Coding region: 1-1953 (650 amino acids)
Biological process (GO): amine metabolic process
Molecular function (GO): primary methylamine oxidase activity; copper ion binding; quinone binding
Source: RefSeq, a predicted model, not a curated record
AUGGUUUCCACAGUCCACCACCCUCUUGACCCUGCCACAGCGGAUGAGCUCGGUUUUGCCGUAAGCAUGAUACGAAAGCAGUAUCCCGACGUCGCGCUGCACUUCAAAGUCGCUGGUCUGGAAGAGCCACCAAAGAAAGUGAUGGUAAAAUACCUCGAGGCAGAACACGCAGGACGUUCCAUUUCGCCUCCCAAUCGAUGGAUCUUCAUGAUGUACUAUAUCAAAUAUACUCCGAGACUCUUUGAGUGCAUCGUCGAUGUUACGGAUGGCAAGAUUAUCCACCAUAGGGAAAUGCCCCGCAAUCAGUAUGCGCCUGUCGACCGGGUGGAGAUGAACGAGGCCGCCCAGGUGGCCCUAGCGGAUUCGCAAGUGAAGAAUGAGCUCGAGCGACUUCAGCUCGGGGAUAAUGUCGUGGUGCUCGAUCCCUGGGACUACGGGAAGGACGACCCAAACGAGAACCGCCGUCUCACGCAGAUCUUCUUCUACACUCGAAACCCGAAGAAUAACUCGCCCGACUCGAACCAUUAUGCAUUCCCUUUGGAUUUCAUGGCUAUUGUCGAUCUGGUGGAGAUGAAAGUGACCAAGAUUUGCCAUCUGCCUCUUGGUGCAGAAGCGAUCACAUCCAGACACACCGGUCCUCGUAAGCCUGAAUAUGAUCACUCGCUGCAGAGUAAGCCCGCCCGAACUACCAUGCGUCCCCUGGUUGUCACUCAGCCCAAAGGAGCGAGCUUCAAGAUCACCGGGAGGCUGAUUGAAUGGGAGAAGUGGAGGUUCCGAGUGGGUUUCAACUGGAGAGAAGGAAUGCUUCUUCACGACGUAACUUUUGACGGACGGCCGGUGCUUUUCCGCAUUUCCCUGGCCGAGAUGUUCGUGCCCUAUGGAGACCCUCGUGACCCUCUCCAUCGCAAGGGUGCGUUUGAUCUUGGAAACGUGGGCGCCGGAAUGACGGCAAAUGAUCUCUCCCUUGGAUGUGAUUGUCUCGGGCUGAUUGCUUACCUCUCUGGCCACGUCAUUAACGCCCACGGAGAGGUUGUCGAGAAGAAGAACUGUAUUUGCAUACACGAGGUGGAUGCCGGCAUCCAAUGGAAACACACCAAUCACCGAACCGGCAAAGCUUCUGUUGUCCGCAAGAGACAGCUUCAGCUACAGACAAUUAUUACAGUGGCCAACUACGAGUACAUCUUCUACUUCAUCCUCGAUCAGUCCGGCGAAAUCGAAUACGAGACCCGUGCAACUGGUAUUCUGUCGACAACGCCUAUCGACCCUGACAACACUUCUAAAGUGCCCUUCGCUUCCCGCGUAGCCAGUGGCGUUCUCGCACCCUAUCAUCAGCAUAUUUUCAAUCUCCGUAUCGAUCCAGCCGUUGACGGCUACUACAACAACACUGUCUCAUAUGUUGAUAGCGUCCCAAUGCCUCCUGACUCGACGCUUAACCCUCACAAUACUGGCUACAUGACGAAGGAGACUGUAAUCACCAAAUCGAGCUCACAAAACACCGACCCAUACAAGGCCCGAAUCUUCAAGAUCUCCAACCCUGGCAGGAUCAACCCGGUUUCUCUAGCCCCGGUGGCUUAUAAACUGAUUCCUAUAAAUUCUCAGAACCUUCUUGCCAGCAAAGACUCAUGGCACUACCGUCGAUCCCACUUUGCAGACGCGCCGAUCUGGGUCACGAAGUAUAAAGACCGAGAACUGUUCCCGGCGGGAGACUACACCAACCAAGGGGAUGGCUGUGACGGCAUCCGUAACUGGGUGGCUCGCAACGACAACGUUGAAAACGACGAUGUGGUGUUGUGGCAUUCGUACACUUUCACUCACAACCCGAGACCGGAGGAUUUUCCCAUCAUGCCCGCCGAGUCGGUCCGAGUGGCGCUGAAGCCCUACGGCUUUUUCAAUUACAACCCCACGAUGGAUGUGCCUCCUUCGAAUCAGGAAUUCAACCAAAGCACAGCGUAA